UGGUAGUACUAGUGCUAAUUUUAAUCACCUACCAGUCUAUAAUAAUUCUAUAUAAAUAAACUUCUGUCUCUACAAAUUGAAAAAGCAGGGGAGUUUAAAAAUAACUUGUCAAAAGUCUUAAAAACUUCACCGUUUUUUCUCUUCUCUCCUACACUUACACACACUCUCUCUCAUCAUCUCUAGAACUCGGUAAAGAUGUUUAAAGUUAAGGUGCUUGUGAUUCCGCUGUUUCUUUCAUUAUUUCUGAUUCCACUGGUCCUUUCAACAUCCAAUGAUGGAUUACUUAGAGUUGGAUUGAAAAAGAAGACAUUUGAUCAGAAUACUCGUGUUGCUUCUCGGCUUGGGUUGAAAGAUAGGGAGAAACUGAGAUCCUCCCUAGGGAAAUAUGUUCUUGGCGAACUUAGAGAUGUAGAGGAGGGUGAUAUUGUCGCCCUGAAGAAUUAUAUGGAUGCUCAAUACUUUGGGGAGAUUGGUGUUGGUACUCCUCCUCAGAAAUUCACUGUUAUUUUUGAUACUGGUAGCUCUAAUUUGUGGGUGCCUUCAUCAAAGUGCUACUUCUCGAUUGCUUGCUUCUUCCAUGCCAAGUACAAUUCUGGCUCUUCUAGUACUUACCAGAAGGAUGGAGAAUCUGCUGCCAUUCAAUAUGGUUCUGGAUCUGUAUCUGGUUUCUUCAGUGAAGAUAACGUGGAGGUCGGUGACCUUGUUGUAAAGGACCAGAAAUUCAUUGAAACCACUAGAGAGCCUAGCAUCACAUUCGUGGUUGCCAAGUUUGAUGGGAUACUUGGACUAGGGUUCCAAGAAAUAGCAGUUGGGAAUGCUGUUCCAGUUUGGUACAAUAUGAUUAAGCAAGGGCUUAUCAAGGAGCCUGUAUUUUCAUUUUGGCUUAACCGUAAAGAAGAAGACAACGAAGGUGGUGAACUUGUCUUUGGAGGGGUCGACCCAAAGCACUUUAAAGGCAAGCACACAUAUGCUCCUGUAACAAGGAAGGGUUAUUGGCAGUUUGAUAUGGGUGAUGUUCUUAUCAAUGGUAAAACUACAGGGUACUGCUCUGGUGGAUGCGCAGCUAUUGCAGAUUCUGGAACAUCUUUGUUGGCUGGCCCUACGACCGUUAUUACCCAGAUAAACGAGGCUAUUGGGGCUUCAGGUGUUGCAAGUCGGGCGUGUAAGAAUGUAGUUCAGCAGUACGGACAAACAAUGAUCAAUCUAUUGUUUUCAGAGGAAUCCCCUAAAAAGGUCUGCUCUCAAAUUGGUGUCUGUGCUUAUGAUGGCAGACAUGGUGUUAGCAUGGGGAUCGAGUCUGUGGUAGAUGAGCAGAAUUCUGACAGUUCACCUGAUGGGUUGCGUGAUGGUAUGUGCUCUGCUUGUGAGAUGGCUGUUGUGUGGAUGGAGAGUCAACUCAAGCAGAAUGCGACUCAGGAUUGUGUAAUAAGUUAUGCCGAUCAGCUAUGUGAUCGAAUUCCAAACCAAUUGGGACAAUCAGGUGUUGACUGUUCCCAAGUUUCUAAGAUGCCCCCAGUGGCCUUUACUAUUUCAGGGAAGGAGUUCGUACUUAGACCUGAGGAGUACAUACUGAAGGUUGGUGAGGGUUCUGCUGCACAGUGUAUCAGUGGAUUUACCGCUUUGGAUGUUCCCCCUCCCCGUGGACCAAUCUGGAUUCUGGGAGAUAUCUUCAUGGGGCGGUAUCAUACUGUAUUCGACUAUGGAAAUCUCCGAGUUGGAUUUGCUGAAGCAGCAUAAUAUUGCCUUGUAUGCCUAAUUUCGCGUGUUCAGUUAGUGUUAAGCCAUGGUUUCCCUUGUAAGCUUGUGACUGGAAUUUUCGCUUCUUUAAGUAACCAAACUAUUCUGUAGAAUGGCAGAUAUGCUUUUGUAAAUAUCUGAAUGUUAGUUUUAUUUACUUAAGUUAAAGCAAUACAAAUGGCUAAUCAUCAUAGCUUUCGCUUAUAAAGCAAUACUCCCGUUACUCUG
This is a messenger RNA of Chenopodium quinoa (quinoa), 1965 nucleotides long. RefSeq names its product aspartic proteinase A2-like. Gene Ontology annotation, molecular function: aspartic-type endopeptidase activity. The transcript is spliced from 14 exons. Gene Ontology annotation, biological process: lipid metabolic process; proteolysis. The record is from RefSeq and is a predicted model, not a curated record. Bases 196 to 1737 code for a protein of 513 amino acids. NCBI's taxonomy places the organism in Eukaryota, Viridiplantae, Streptophyta, Magnoliopsida, Caryophyllales, Amaranthaceae.